AUGUCGGACGAGCCGCGCAAGAGGUCGCGCUUCGACCAAGACGAGCCUGAACCCGCGCGCAAGUCUCGCUUCGACCGCCGCUCGCGAUCCCCCUCAUCCAAGGACACCGAGGCUCGUCGCUCUCGCAGCCCAAUCGCGAAGAGCGUCGAGAGCCCCAGCACGAACAAGAGGGAUGCGGCAGCUGCUGCGGCGGCGGCGGCAGCCAAGAUCAAUGCUUCCAUCAAUGCGAAGAAGGGCGCGCAGCAGGUCGACGUUCCACCCAUUCGCAAGACCGAGUCCCCAGGCGCAGGCGUAGGCGCAGCCAAGUCUCCCUCACAGCCUGGCGGUCCUCAAGAAGACGGCUACACUCAAGACGGUGACUUCAUCAAAGAUAUUGAGGUCAACGACCUGCGCAACCGCUACACCCUCACCAAAGGCAGCACACAGAAGAUGAUUAAAGAAAAAACUGGCGCUGAUGUCACGACCCGCGGAAACUACUACCCGGACAAGAGCAUGGCCACUCCAGCCAACCCGCCCUUGUACCUUCACGUUACGAGCCGAACCAAAGAGGGCCUCGAGAUGGCGAUCAAAGAGAUCGACGAGCUCAUGCAGAAGGACCUCCCCAACCUCAUCGACGAGCGCCGCUUCCGCCGCCAGCGCGAACCCGAGCAAGUCGAGCGCGACCACCUUGGUCGCCGCAAGUGGCCAGAGGAGCGCAUCCCCGUCGACCUCGAACCGAUUCCGGGCUUCAACCUCCGCGCGCAGGUAGUGGGCCAGGGUGGAACUUACGUGAAGUACAUCCAGAGCGAGACGGGCUGCAGGGUCCAAAUCAAGGGCAGAGGCAGUGGAUUCAUGGAGCACGAUACACAGAGGGAGAGCGACGAGCAGAUGUACUUGCAUGUUGCGAGCCCGGAUGCGACGAUGGUUGAGAAGGCCAAGGAAAUGUGCUUACAACUCCUUGAUUCAGUGCGCGAAAACUACGAGUCGUUCAAGCAGCGCCCGCCUCGCAGUGCUGGACCGGAUCAUCGCGGCGGCUUCGACAACCAGCGUAGUGGUAGUAACGGCGGCUACCAAGGAGGCUACAACCAGGAUCGCAACGGCUCGGGCUCUUACGGCGGCAACCCUCAACAAGACAUGAGCGGCUACGGCGGCAGCUACGGCGGCACUCCAUACCAACAGCAACCAGCAUACGGAGCUCCAGCUGGCGGCGCCCAAUCCCCGACGGCCCCUGCGCCGGCAAUGGACAGUACCCAAAUCGCAGCAUGGACCGCCUACUACGCCCAGAACCCCGACGAAGACCCGUACAAGCCGUAUGGAGGGUACGCGUACAUCAUGAGCUACUACGCUCAGACUGGCGCAGUCCCGGCCGGUGGUCAGCAAGCAGGCGGGUACGCUGGAAGCCCACAGCAGCAGAACGGUGGAUACAAUGCUGUACCACCUCCUCCUGGAGCAAGUGAGGCCCCUCCGCCCCCACCGCCGCCACCAGGUACGUGA
Messenger RNA from Saxophila tyrrhenica, 1473 nucleotides. RefSeq lists its product as uncharacterized. Gene Ontology annotation, cellular component: nucleus. The transcript is spliced from 6 exons. Lineage: Eukaryota; Fungi; Ascomycota; Dothideomycetes; Mycosphaerellales; Extremaceae. The coding region runs from base 1 to 1473 and encodes 490 amino acids. Gene Ontology annotation, molecular function: RNA binding. The record is from RefSeq and is a predicted model, not a curated record.